UUAUUCCCUCCAAAACCUUUAGUAUAAAGGGCAGGAUCAGGGACCCAACGGUCACAAAACUUUUACCAUCACUUUUACCCUGCUUCUGAAAUGGGGGGUUUAUUUGGAUUUGGGUGGUUAAUCCUGAUUGUUGUUAACGUAGUGGCUCAAAAGAAGCCCUCAAUAAAUAUCUACUCCAAAUGCCUGGGGAACAUCAUGCGUUUGGAUGUCGGUCCACUUGGCGGAAAUCUUCUUGAAGUCUCUGUCUUAAAUAACUCUACAACUGUCCUGACACAACGUUUAGCUUCUCAAUGUGGCUUCAGUGUGAAGAUCGACAACCUGGGAAAUGCCCUCAUUUUUGUCUCCUUGCAAAACUGUUUUGCUGACAAUGUGAACGAUGAAUCAUUCACAACAACAAUAAAUCUAAGGCUGCAUGGGAACCAAAUGCUUGAGGAUGAGCUGUACCAGGUGACUAAAACCUGUCCCUACAUUGCCUGGGCCUCCAGGGAAAUUGUCUGUGAACGCAACUAUAUGGAGGUGUCUGUUAAAAGUGUCUCUCCUGGACGUCCUGUCCCAGAUGAUGUCACGGUGGGUGGUCCUAAAAGUGCUGCUGAGAAACGGCCCCUGGACGCAGGAUUCACAAUCAAAGCGCUUGUGUUCUUCACUCCUGAGGAGAGGAUGAUGAAGGUGAACGAGGCCCGCAGAAGAGGUUAUGGGAUAUCAAACACUCCGACAAGGCUGGUUCUACGAGCGCCGCUUUUCUCCCCAGAAACUCUCAUCCAGACCGUAGCAGGUGUUCCUAUGACUGUGCUCAAAACGGCGACAAUAUUUGAAAAUAAGUGGCUGGCGACUCAGAUCGACGCAGCAGCUGCGUGCCCGUUAAUGGAGGGUAGUGUUUCUUUCACUCCGCACUCCAUCAGCUGGUUCCUACCGAGGCGAAUUAACCCCUUGAUUUCCGGUGGCCACAUUAAACUGCUGGAGGUGCACAUGGGUGUUGAUGGCCAGAGGCUCGACGUCGCCGAGAUGGCGGCCAGACGUUACUCCAUGUCAGUCAAUGACUUGUACGUCGUCACUGAAAUCCCCGUCGGGGCUGUCGGUGGCCACUUUAAGAGUCGUGUUCAGGAUGGUCAGUAUUUCACUGCCUAUACAAUUGAGCCGAUGCUGGAGUUGCUCUGGUCCGAAGACUCUAAAAAGGACACAAGAUACAAAGUCCUCCUUCCCAUCACCACGCCGUUUCUGCCUCAACCUCCACAAGUUAUUGACCACACAGUUCCUGAGGAGCAGAUAUUUAAGGUGUCGCUUGGGCCGUUCUGUGCUGAUGUGGCACUAAUUAACAUCACCUUCUCCUCUGAGGUUUUAUCUGUAGCCGACUGCAUUGCCAGAGGCCUUAAAAUCCAGGAGCACAUGUCUCCCAAGAGCUGCUCAAAGGUCUUUACGCUCGAAGUGCCCUUCACGGACCACAGCGUUCAACAAAUGAAAGAAAUGGGGAUGUCGGUGUACUCUCUUGAGCUGACAUUUGGCUUACUGGUAAUGUGGCAGUUUGCACCAUUUUCUCACACUGCUUAUCUGGAAGCUAGAUUUGUAAACAACGUUCCUCCCUCAGUCUCUGGGGGCUGUGACUAUAAAAACUUCUAUAUCCUGGUGAAAUACGGGACUCCCGGCUUCACCUUCAAGACACUCGUGGGAAAUCGAAUGUUGACCUCUAGCCUGGCUCAGCAGUACAACUUCAUGGACAAUGGCACACACUUCAGUUUUACUGUACCAUUUUCUGCCCCUGAUGUGGUAAUUGAGGCUGUAGAGAAAUCAUCCAUCAGGAGCAGACUCGAUGUGUCCCUGAAAAGUCCAGACACAAACAACAAUAUUGACAAAUUUGCUGUGGCUUGCGAUUUCUUCUCGACACUGACUGAGUGUUUCCCCAAUGGAACGAUAACCACCAUGGCUAUGAAACUAGAGUCGGUUCCCAGUCUUGAACUCAGUCAGCUCACCCUCAGAGACGCCACCUGUGGUCCCUCCUACAGCAACGACCGCUAUGCUUACUUUGUCUUCACUGGGAACUCCUGUGGGACGACCAGAACGUUCUUGCCCACUAUGAUGCUGUAUGAAAAUGAGAUCUCUCUGCCGGCUCCUGCAAUGAAAUCUAAGACUGAGACUGACUCGGAGCCUGAAUAUGAAUUUAAGGUUGCCUGUUAUUUUGAUAUCCACACCAACCAUGCUGUUGCCUUCAACAACAGACCUCGCAGGAGUGAACCAUAUGCUGACAACGGCAUAGAGGAGCUGCAGGUUGAGAUGAGACUUGCUCUUGAUGAUGCCUACACCACGUUUUACAGGGCAAAUUACAUCCCAAUGUUCCUGCGACAGCCUCUGUAUUUUGAGGUGGAAUUGAUAAACUCUGGAAAACCUGACUUAUCAUUGGAGCUCGCGGACUGCUGGGCAACGUUGGCGGACGACCGUACUUCGCUUCCCAAAUGGGAUCUCAUCAGCCAUGGCUGUGCAAACCAAGGGGACCCGCACAAGGUUAUCUUCCAUCCGGUUUUGCCUGAUGCCAGAGUUCAGAAUCCUUUAAACUUCAAGCGUUUUGAGAUCCCAAUGUUUGCCUUCACUAAAGACGAAAAGAACUUAAGCCGCCAGGUCUUUGUCCAUUGUGAUGUGGUGAUCUGCGACGUUACAAACCCAGCGGGUCCAGCUUGCAAUGUGAGGUGCUCUGACCAGGAUGCUGGGAUGAAAGGUCAAAACCCUGAUGUUUCGGAGGGCCAAAGUAUCAACAGCCUGACAUCAGGACCAAUGCUCAUAAGCUGACUUUAAAUGGAAUUUUCACUGUUCUUGAAAAUGUCACUAUUGAGAUUAUUUUGUCCAACAUACAUUUCUAGACCUGUGGUAAAACAAUUGUCUGUUUGUGUUUUGACAUGGUUAAAAUGUUGUCAUACCUGUAGAAGACGUGUGUGUCAGGCUUUACUCUAUCAUGAACGCGUACAAAACGACAGACUGGUGUAACUUCAAAGAUACUGUUCUACAUGCUGUGCUUAAACAUUUAGAACUGCUUGCAAUACAAAAACCAGCUGAACAUUUUUAAAGAAACGCUUUUUUUGUUGCACUCGUGCAACU
Molecule: messenger RNA, 3081 nt
Organism: Pungitius pungitius (ninespine stickleback)
Lineage: Eukaryota; Metazoa; Chordata; Actinopteri; Perciformes; Gasterosteidae
Exons: 21
Coding region: 91-2775 (894 amino acids)
Source: RefSeq, a predicted model, not a curated record